AUGAUAGUACAAAUGUAUUUUCUACACAAAGACAUUAGUCCGCCGCUUCGAAUGCCCGACCCCAGGUUUGACGCACGAUUACACCCAUCACAACUAGCCCUCGGAACUCCCGAUAUUGUGCAAGAAGAUAGCCCAACCGUUGUCAUUGAUGAAGAGGAACUGAGUAUGAAGCACUUUGGUGCUCUCCUAACUGGUCGAUCUCCUCUCUGCAUUCGGCGUGAUGACAUGACUGGUGUACCCGUAGCUGCUGGAGUGGCCACAGCUCGGUUUACUUUCCGACGACGUCAUCUCUUCUGGUCUGUAAUUUUGGGGCCAUCGAUGGUUACUCGGCCGAGAGCACUUGCCUUCUUGGAUCGAGGAGGUCGGAUGCUUCUAGAACAUCCGCUAAAAAAGUUUCAAGGCAUACACGCUACGUAUGAAGAAAAAACUGAUAAGCUCUGUGGAGUCUGGCGCAGAGUGCCGCGGGAGUACAAACGUUUGCUCCGCGAAGGCUCUUUGUAUGUUGCCCUUAUAUGGGGUGAUGAGCGCAAUAACUCCAUGGAUACAGCGCUAAGUGGAAGGAUUAGCAGAUAUCCAGCACUUGCAACAGAGAUGUUUACAUCUCUAUUGGAGCCAGAACAUGCCCCAGCAUCAAUCGGUAACGGAGCUUGUGAUGAUUACCGUGUACCGGGACAGGAAGAAGGCUGGUGGGGUGGGACAGCAGUGGUGACGGGUGCGGCUGGAGCAGCCCCCAGCUUGCACCUGGCUAUAGUUUUUAAUGGCGUGUUCAAGCCUGCCUCUAGAGAACAGACCAUCAAAGUAAUGCUGACACUACCAGAGAAGAAUCAGACUAUUAUUGACGAGGUUCACAAGAUGAGUAAACCCAGCUAUGACUUUAACAUUAUCGAAGUAUCUACACCUGUAUCAGCUGCGGAACUAAGAUCCCUAGCCAGAGGCAGGCUUCUGCUCUCCGUUGAAGCCAUCUCUACUCCAGAGAGACGACUGACUGGAGUUGUCCGCCAAAGAGCAGCUUGCGAGGUCUUCCAUGCGCCUUUAAUGGCUGAGCGGCUCUCGGCUGCCACCAUACCUGAAGGGCUGGCUCUUUUGUAUAUUGACAAGGAGGGGUCACUGGUUUAUGAUAUACAGGUUGACAAUUUGAGUAUAGCUGAUCCAAAGAUAACGUUGGUGGAAGAGCAGGGCAAGAGACACUCGCAAGUGGAAAUUCUGGAUACAAGAAUGGGAGUGCUGGCCAGGCCCAGUGCGAGGAUUUUCCCCCCGCUCUAUGAAGACCAGCUCGCUGUACAUAUAGGAUCUGAUGCAGGUCCGCCGCUGCUGCGAGGUCGCUUAUUGUCCCGCUCGUUGCCGGACGCGGCCGGGGCCGGUCCAGCCCUCUUGAAGCGGACGGACGCUCGACUCGCCCCUUCCACUAUCGUCGCGGGUCUCGCCUGGGUCUCUGUUGAUGCGUUGUGUGGAAUUAAUUAUGAAGUUACAAUAAACGGUUACAACGGUGGCUGGUCGUCGUGGCUGGAGAGUCACGCUCUCGGAUCCUCCGCUCCGAGGGCUCUGGCGGGACAAGAAGGUUCAGUGCUGGAGCCGACUCCAGCGGAACUGUCAGCGUUGCACGCAGGCGCUGCGUAUCUCAACGUACGCGCUGCGGAGAACGGCACUGAGUUUCUGCGCACGCGACUACCACAGAUAAGUGUGCCACCAUCCUGUCUCCCCUCGGUGCCGUACGUCGUAGACAAUGAGCUCAGCCCCAACUACCCUCCGACGCACGUCAACGUGCCUCCAGACAACUCCUUGUCCAACACCGCGUCGUGCUUCUACGCGGGUCGCUCUUAUGAAGAUGGCGCUCAGUGGAUGGCCACCGAGUCCUGCCACAUGUGCGGGUGUGUCCAUGGCGCCCUUCGCUGUGACCCCGUCCGCUGUCCCGUCGUGGAGUGCGCCGCCCCCACGAUUCAGCCGCCAGGACAGUGCUGCCCCAUCUGUACAAACUCGACAACCGCCGUAUGGAACGAAUCGCACGGGUGUCACCUCGCGGGGCAGUACCACGCCCCAGGCUCCUCCUGGCAUCCGUACUUGGUACCGGGAGGUUAUGACACGUGCGCUGUCUGCACUUGCGAGUUUUCCACGCGACAAGUGAAGUGCCCCCGCGUCAAAUGCCCUCUCUUGAAGUGCGCUGAGAAAGACGCUUAUCGACCCGACAAGAAGUCUUGUUGCAGAGUUUGUCCAGUGGUAAAAGAAAAGAAGUCUGACGAAGACACGUUGAAGGAUCAAGGCACUCCGCGGACAGCGGAGGAAAUAUUGGCUGAAGGAGGAUGCAAGUUCCCAGAUGGGCCUUUACCCAACGGGAAGGAGGUCCAUCCCUCCAUACACUCGCAUGGAGAACAGAGAUGUGUCACCUGCCGUUGCAAGGAUGGCGAAGUGACCUGCGUACGUAAGCGUUGCAACAGAGCCGCGUGCGCACGAAGACGACGCGGCGACGCCUGUUGCGCUUGCACUCGGCACCGCCGCCAACGCGCCCCACGUCCGCCCAGCUGA
This is a messenger RNA of Pieris macdunnoughi, 2520 nucleotides long. The record is from the annotation of a GenBank genome assembly. Lineage: Eukaryota; Metazoa; Arthropoda; Insecta; Lepidoptera; Pieridae.